AUGGCUGCCACACCACCGCCUGAUAUCGAGCGGCGAGAUGAGAAGGAGCUUGCAGGGAAGACAGACCUUGAAAUGAAUAGGUAUUUAACCUCCGGAAGUGAUGCUGAGGAGGCUGCUGUGGCAACACACAGGCCUGCAGUCAGGGAAGGCUUCCUGGAGGAAGAGGUGUCUAGGUGCAACCUGAAGAUGAGAGCUGGCCGGGUGAUGAGUGGGGGGCAAAGUGAGGCAGGCAGCACCCACAUUUCCAGUCCUCUCUUCUCAGCCUUCCUCUCUGCCGGCCUCCGCAUACUCGCACCCUCGGAGACCUGCACCCUGCCAGUGGCCAGCUCCAGCUCCCAGCUCCAGCAGGGUCCUCCCUUCCCACCAGGCCCUUGCACUGGCUCCCCCAGAGACCCAGCCAUGGCUGAACCCACUGGGCAGGGCCCCAAGAACCCUCGAGUGUCCUGCGUGACAGUGCAGCUGGAGAUGAAGGCUCUGUGGGACCAGUUCAACCAGCUCGGCACAGAGAUGAUAGUCACCAAGGCCGGCAGGAGAAUGUUCCCUACCUUCCAGGUGAAGAUCUUGGGCAUGGACACACUGGCGGACUAUGCCUUGCUCAUGGACUUUGUGCCCCUGGACGACAAGAGAUACAGGUAUGCCUUCCACAGUUCAGCCUGGCUGGUGGCUGGCAAGGCGGACCCAGCCACUCCAGGCCGCGUGCACUUCCACCCCGACUCUCCAGCCAAGGGUGCACAGUGGAUGCGUCAGAUCGUGUCCUUUGACAAGCUCAAGCUGACCAACAACCUGCUGGAUGACAAUGGCCAUAUCAUCCUCAACUCCAUGCACCGGUACCAGCCCCGCUUCCACGUGGUCUUUGUGGACCCGCGUAAGGACAGUGAGCGCUAUGCCCAGGAGAACUUCAAGACCUUUAUCUUCACGGAGACCCAGUUCACGGCUGUCACGGCAUACCAGAACCACCGGAUCACCCAGCUGAAAAUUGCCAGCAACCCUUUUGCCAAAGGCUUUAGAGACAGUGAUCCGGAUUCCUGGCUUGUGUCCCCACGGCCCCUGCUCAGUGUCCCGGCCCAAAGUCGAAGCAGCCUGAGUUCCUGCCCGCUGAAGGGCCCCACAGAGCAGGAGAAAGACCCCAACAAAGCCCCAGCCUCCACCUCAAGGACCUCUGCUCGGCUCCACCAUCAGCUGCUGGCUCCCCCUGAGACCGUGCUCACCCCGGCCAUCUACCAAAGCCUGUACCCUGGGGCUCCAAGCCCCCUCGGAGUCCCGAGGGCCAGAUCAGCACCGUAUCCUCUCCCCAAGAUCCAAGCUGACAGGGAUCAAGGGAGACUGCCCCUCCCAGAAGGGCUGGGGCUCCUGUCCCCCACCUCUGUGUGCCUGGGGCCUCACCAGGAGCCACAGUGA
Messenger RNA from Orycteropus afer afer, 1398 nucleotides. It is a transcript of the gene TBX10, whose product is annotated as T-box transcription factor 10. Gene Ontology annotation, cellular component: nucleus. The transcript has 8 exons. Gene Ontology annotation, molecular function: RNA polymerase II cis-regulatory region sequence-specific DNA binding; DNA-binding transcription factor activity, RNA polymerase II-specific. NCBI's taxonomy places the organism in Eukaryota, Metazoa, Chordata, Mammalia, Tubulidentata, Orycteropodidae. Gene Ontology annotation, biological process: regulation of transcription by RNA polymerase II; cell fate specification; positive regulation of DNA-templated transcription. Bases 1 to 1398 code for a protein of 465 amino acids. The record is from RefSeq and is a predicted model, not a curated record.